Messenger RNA from Nannospalax galili (Upper Galilee mountains blind mole rat), 4045 nucleotides. It is a transcript of the gene Gys1, whose product is annotated as glycogen synthase 1. The record is from RefSeq and is a predicted model, not a curated record. Gene Ontology annotation, molecular function: alpha-1,4-glucan glucosyltransferase (UDP-glucose donor) activity. The transcript is spliced from 16 exons. Gene Ontology annotation, cellular component: cytoplasm. The coding region runs from base 190 to 2406 and encodes 738 amino acids. NCBI's taxonomy places the organism in Eukaryota, Metazoa, Chordata, Mammalia, Rodentia, Spalacidae. Gene Ontology annotation, biological process: glycogen biosynthetic process.
GCUGUUGCCGCCUGCUACCUACGUCCGCCUUUAACGCGGCGGGGGUGCGGUCGUGCAGUAGGAAGACUAGUGCUUUGCAAUCUCCCCGUGGGACACCCGCUACCUGGCGGGUCACCGAGCCUGGUGCAUUCGCUGCAGACUUCUCCGGUCCCCGCUUGUAGUGCUCAGAGCCCCCUGACCUCAGCAGCCAUGCCUCUGACCCGCAGUCUCUCUAUGUCCUCGCUUCCAGGGCUGGAGGACUGGGAGGAUGAGUUCGACCUGCAGAACACUGUACUUUUCGAGGUGGCCUGGGAGGUGGCCAACAAGGUGGGUGGCAUCUACACUGUGCUGCAGACAAAGGCGAAGGUGACGGGAGAUGAAUGGGGCGACAACUACUAUCUGAUUGGCCCAUACACAGAGCAGGGUGUGAGGACCCAGGUAGAGCUGCUGGAACCCCCAAUCCCCGAACUCAAGAGGACUCUGGAUUCCAUGAACAGCAAGGGCUGCAAGGUGUAUUUCGGACGCUGGCUGAUUGAAGGGGGGCCCCUGGUGGUGCUCCUGGAUGUGGGGGCCUCUGCCUGGGCCCUGGAGCGCUGGAAGGGCGAGCUCUGGGAUACCUGCAACAUCGGGGUGCCCUGGUAUGACCGUGAGGCCAAUGAUGCAGUCCUGUUUGGCUUCCUCACCACCUGGUUCCUGGGUGAGUUCCUGGCCCAGAGCGAGGAGAAGCCACAUGUGGUUACCCACUUCCACGAAUGGUUGGCAGGCAUUGGGCUGUGUCUGUGCCGUGCACGGCGCCUGCCUGUGGCAACCAUCUUCACCACCCAUGCCACAUUGCUGGGCCGAUACCUGUGUGCUGGUGCUGUGGACUUCUACAACAACCUGGAGAAUUUCAACGUGGACAAGGAGGCAGGUGAGAGGCAGAUCUACCAUCGCUACUGCAUGGAGCGUGCAGCAGCGCACUGUGCCCACGUGUUCACUACCGUGUCCCAGAUCACAGCCAUAGAGGCUCAGCACCUCCUCAAGAGGAAACCAGAUAUCGUGACCCCCAAUGGCCUGAACAUAAAGAAGUUCUCCGCCAUGCAUGAGUUCCAGAACCUCCAUGCUCAGAGCAAAGCUCGGAUCCAAGAGUUUGUGAGGGGCCAUUUUUACGGGCACCUGGACUUUAACUUAGAUAAGACCUUGUAUUUCUUUAUCGCCGGCCGCUACGAAUUCUCCAACAAAGGAGCUGAUGUGUUCCUGGAGGCCUUGGCCCGGCUCAACUAUCUGCUCAGAGUGAAUGGCAGUGAGCAGACAGUUGUAGCCUUCUUCAUCAUGCCGGCUCGAACCAACAAUUUCAAUGUGGAAACCCUGAAGGGUCAAGCUGUGCGCAAGCAGCUCUGGGACACAGCCAACGCAGUCAAGGAGAAGUUUGGGAGGAAGCUUUAUGAAUCCUUACUGGUGGGUAGCCUCCCAGACAUGAACAAGAUGCUGGACAAGGAAGAUUUCACUAUGAUGAAGAGAGCAAUCUUUGCCACACAGCGUCAAUCAUUCCCCCCUGUGUGCACCCACAAUAUGUUGGAUGACUCUUCAGACCCCAUCCUGACCACCAUCCGCCGAAUUGGCCUUUUUAACAGUAGUGCUGACCGGGUGAAGGUGAUUUUUCACCCAGAGUUCCUCUCUUCCACAAGCCCUCUGCUCCCCGUGGACUAUGAGGAGUUUGUCCGUGGCUGUCAUCUUGGGGUCUUCCCCUCCUAUUAUGAGCCCUGGGGGUAUACUCCAGCGGAGUGCACGGUCAUGGGCAUCCCCAGCAUCUCCACCAACCUUUCCGGCUUUGGUUGCUUCAUGGAGGAGCACAUCGCAGACCCCUCAGCUUAUGGCAUCUACAUUCUGGACCGGAGGUUCCGCAGCCUUGACGAUUCCUGCUCGCAGCUCACCUCCUUCCUGUACAGCUUCUGCCAGCAGAGCCGGAGGCAGCGCAUCAUCCAGCGGAACCGCACCGAGCGCCUGUCGGACCUGCUGGAUUGGAAGUACCUAGGCCGGUACUAUAUGUCUGCCCGCCACAUGGCUCUGGCCAAGGCCUUUCCAGAUCAUUUCACCUACGAACCUCACAAGGCAGAUGCGGCCCAGGGGUACCGCUACCCACGGCCAGCCUCCGUGCCACCAUCACCCUCCUUGUCUCGACACUCAAGUCCACACCAGAGUGAGGAUGAGGAAGAGCCCCGAGAUGGACCCCUGGUGGAAGACGGUGAGCGUUACGAUGAGGAGGCAGAGGCUGCCAAGGACCGCCGCAACAUCCGGGCACCCGAGUGGCCACGUCGGGCCUCCUGUGCCUCGUCCACCGGCGGUAGCAGGCGAAGCAACUCGGUGGACACUGGCCCCUCCAGCUCGAUCAGCACCCCCAGUGAGCCCCUCAGCCCUGCCAGUUCCCUGGGCGAGGAACGAAACUAAGCCCCCCACUACACCUCCUGCUCUCCUGUGUCCCUCCUGCAGAGGGGUCCGUGCAGACAGGCCGGACCUGAUCACCACUCCAGACCCCGAGUGGGCCACCUGCCCUGUGUGGUCUACAGCCUCCCCCCCUUCCAGACAUUCUAGCCCUCCCACUCCAACUCUUGGAGCCCCCACACUCCAUGACGCUGUGCCUUUCUUGGAUUACAGAGUGUAUUCUGUUCUCUGGAGUCUCCAGGCUUAGACUGGGUCUCAGAGACCAGGAAUCCAUUUUUCUGCAGUGCCAGAGAUUUUAGGAAACCUGGCUGGUUUUCCAGGCUGUGGCUUCUUCCUCUGAACCUGCAGUGUACAGAGUAUGCUAAGCUCAGGCCUGCCCUUGGGGACUAUCAUGUGCUAGAAACCACAUGACUUCCCUGCCAGUGGGACAUCCAAGUCCAGACUUAGGGCACUUCAGGGAUUACUAUAACCAUAUGCACUGGGGAGGUUGCUCAGUUGGUGGGGUGCUUGCCCAGCCCUGGCUUUUAUGCCCAGUGCGGCAUAAACUGGGCGUGGUGGCACACACCUGUAAUCCCAGCAUGAGGCUCAGGAGGUCAGGGUCAUCCUCAGUUACAUAGACAGCUCAAGGCUAGGCUGAGCAACAUGAGAGCCUAUCUCAAAAUACAAAGAUAACAAUGUUUAUGGUCCUCCAUUUCAACCCAUGACUGUGGUGUCAGGACAGACUGCAGGUAUUGCCCUCCAUGGGUACUGUGGGUUCAUUUAUUUUCUUCAAGGGAGCAUGCAGUCUUGGACCAGACACCUUUGCCUUACUCUGGCUUUUUCUGGACCAGAUCUUACUCUUUCUUCAGUCCCCCGUGUCCUGUCCAGGGAAUGCCUGAUGACUGAACUGGCUGUCCACGACUGCUCGGCCCUCUGUGAAACCACUGGGUUCCGGGUCCCCACCACUGAGUCAGGAGUCUUAUCACUGUGCUACAUCCUGAUCCCCUUUCCUGAUCUAGAACUGAGUCCCCUGGGUUCUAGAAGCUUCACAUGUACCCCAAGGCUUUUCUGCCUGCAAGCUGCGUCCUGCCCCCUGCUUCAGUGAAUGGGCAGGGCCCCUCACAUAUGCAGUGCUUGGCUUGAUGCCCUGCUUGGUUUGCAGUCCAGAGGGGGAGGGCAGAAGGCGUGUGAUUGCCGUGUCAAGACAUGAAAAAUACACCUGUAUUUAAGAGUCACCGAGUGUGGCCAGAUCUGUGCCCUUGGUAGGCCUCCCUCCCGACUCCCUCGGUCCUCACUGGCAGGCCUCCCCCCAACUCCCCGGUCCUCACUGGCAGGCCUCCCCCCUGACUCCCCCGGUCCUCACUGGCAGGCCUCCCUCCUGACUCCCCUGGUCCUCACUGGCUUUUUUGUUUGUUAGAUUUUAUAUGUGGGGUCUUGCUUUGUAACCCAGGUUGGCUUAAACUCAUAGCAGUCUUUCCUCAGCCUCUCAAGUGCUGGCAGUUACAGACACUCCCCAGGCCAUUUCCUUGUGGUUUUAGUUACUGCUCUUUCCUCUUUGGGUCUUCCACCUCACUACCUGCUGUGGAAAGACUUGGCCAUUGUUCGAGGAAGGUGUGUCUGAUGCUUUGGAUUUGCGUUGCAAGUGGCAAAGAAUUGGUUCUGGUGA